This is a messenger RNA of Symsagittifera roscoffensis, 867 nucleotides long. RefSeq lists its product as uncharacterized. The transcript is spliced from 8 exons. NCBI's taxonomy places the organism in Eukaryota, Metazoa, Xenacoelomorpha, Acoela, Convolutidae. The record is from RefSeq and is a predicted model, not a curated record. The coding region runs from base 1 to 867 and encodes 288 amino acids.
AUGAUCCACACUCAAAGUGACGAUAGUCCAGAUGACGAAGCAGUUUACCCCUUUCUUAUAGAUUCACCCGAUGAUGGAGGUCAACAUGAUUUUUGCAAGAACUUACUCUACCGCCAUACCGACGGCACUAGUCGAGACAGUGUGCCAGGUGGGCGCGGGAGUGCUGGUGGGGGUGCGAGUGGGGGCGGAGGGGGUCAGUUGGAGGAUGGAGAUCUGAGCAACAACGAGUACUACUGUUCAAUCAGAGACGCCUCCGAAGACAGUCCUGUUCGGCAGCACAGAAUGGAGGAAAUGAGGAAGCAGCACUACAAGGAGAACUACGUGGACUUCCAACACGGAAAACAACUCGCACAGCAGACCAUACAGUCCACCGCUUCCAAAACGCCAGGGUUGAUGGAGAGUAAGAAUGCAGAUGGGGUGGGGGUUGUCAGUUCCAGACAGAGGGAUGGGUCGGAUGAAGCAGGGGGAGCAGAAGAGACCGAGAACACUGAGGAUAUGCUGCCCCCUCUGAGGGGAGGGAUGGAGGGGGAGGAUAACAAUGGUCCACUCUACUGUGAACCGAACAGUCCUUCAGUUGUCGUCGGGUUCAAAGAACUCAGAAAUAAGGUUGAGGAGGACGAGACCGGACGUUUGCAGCGCAGCGCAGAAGUUGGAGAGCAAAAAGAUCCAUCCUCCGAGUUCCAGAGCAAGAGGAAAGCACACUACAAAACAUACGUGCCAUUUGGAAGUGCCAGGAGACUAGCUUCCCAGACACUGGAGCAGGAACAACAGGCAGGCAGAGGGAGGGAGAAUAGCUUGGGGGAGGAGGUGGAAGGAGGUAGACCGCCGAACCCCCCAGUCUCAGCGUGGACACUAGCCAUGAACUGA